Notolabrus celidotus (New Zealand spotty) is the source of this 4788-nucleotide messenger RNA. It is a transcript of the gene rbm15, whose product is annotated as RNA binding motif protein 15. The record is from RefSeq and is a predicted model, not a curated record. Gene Ontology annotation, molecular function: mRNA binding. Lineage: Eukaryota; Metazoa; Chordata; Actinopteri; Labriformes; Labridae. Gene Ontology annotation, biological process: regulation of alternative mRNA splicing, via spliceosome. Gene Ontology annotation, cellular component: nucleus. The transcript has a single exon. Bases 191 to 2737 code for a protein of 848 amino acids.
UUUUUCUAUCCAAUCAGAUACCAGGGGCGGGCCUUCACACUAAUCUUUACAAAAUGGCGACUGUUGUUGUUUUGCCGCAGGGUCAGUGAAUAACUCCGUUUCUUAUUUUAGUGAUUUUCUGCAAAUAUUCUGCAGAAAUAGCCCUUGAAAUACGAUAGGCGUCCCAAGGGUCGGCUCCGUGUGGACUGAAAUGAAAGGUAAAGAACGGUCGCCCAUUAAAAAACGCUCCCGGGCCUUGGACGAUAUCCGAGACAGGGGAGGAUGCCACCCGACCAGCAAGAAAAUGGGGGCUCUCGCCGUUUCAAGUGGGAGUAAUAAUGGGAAUAGCUCGACCAAAGGUGACGGUAGCUCGACGAGAAGAAGCCUGCUCGGCGAGAAAAGAGACAGGGAUUUCGAGGGACACAGCCGAGCUGGAAAUAAUCACAGCUGUCAGUCUGUCACUGCUAGCUCCGUCGGUAAGAACCACAAUCUGAGCCUGACACUGGAUUUAGCCUCACCGAGGACCACUUCACGCGGGGAGCAGCGGGUCCAGCCACCCAGCGCCGAGAGUGAGUACAAAACCCUGAAAAUAAGCGACCUCGGCACUCAGCUGAACGACGAAGACAUAGAGGAUGGACUUUUUCACGAAUUCAAGAAAUUUGGAGAUGUGAGUGUGAAGAUAAGUCGCAGCAACGACGAGCGGAUAGCGUUCGUUAACUUCAGGAAGCCGGAGGACGCUCGGGCUGCGAAGCACGCGAGGGGUCGGCUGGUGCUUUACGACCGGCCGCUGAAAAUCGAAGCAGUGUACAUUAACAGGAGGAGAAGCCGCUCCCCCGUGGAGAGAGACUUGUAUGGUGCUGCUCCAAGCCAUAGACAUUUACAGAGACCACUCUCGCCCACCGGGCUUGGAUAUAGAGACUACCGCCUGCAGCAGCUAGCCAUGGGUCGGCUUCCCCCUCCCCCGCCGCCCCCUUUGCCCAGAGAACUGGAGCGGGACAGGGAGUUUGCCCUGUUUGAAGCCAGGACACGUCCAGCAUAUAUUGCAGAGCGAGCUGCUUUCCGUGAGGAGGAUUUUAUAUCUCCAGAAGAUGACCAAAGAGCAAAUAGGACGUUGUUUUUAGGCAACCUGGACAUAACUGUUACAGAGGCAGACCUGAGGAGAGCUUUUGACAGGUUUGGGGUCAUAACAGAAGUGGACAUUAAAAGACCCACACGUGGACAAACCAGCACAUAUGGAUUCCUGAAAUUUGAGAACCUUGACAUGGCUCACCGUGCUAAGCUUAGUAUGUCUGGCAAAGUAGUCGGCCUCAACCCCAUAAAGAUUGGCUAUGGGAAAGCUACUCCUACCACACGCCUGUGGGUGGGUGGUCUUGGACCCUGGGUUCCUGUAGCUGCCUUGGCAAGAGAGUUUGAUCGCUUUGGCACUAUAAGGACCAUUGACUAUAGAAAAGGAGAUACUUGGGCCUACAUUCAGUAUGAAAGUUUGGACGCUGCACAAGCUGCAUGCACGCACAUGAGGGGCUUCCCUUUGGGGGGUCCAGAGAGGAGACUUAGAGUGGACUUUGCAGACACUGAGCAUCGUUACCAGCAGCAGUUCCUGCAGCCUCUCCCAAUACCACCAUUUGACAUGGUGGCUGAGUCUUUUGUGCACCGUGCCACUCCUGAACCUCUGAGGGUCAGGGAACGGACUCCUCCACAGCUUCAUUUCAGGGACAGAGAACUCUUUCCUGGAGCUGAGUGGCCUAAUCCGGCUAUUCGAGAUCGGGUACGUGCAUCACCCUUUGAGCCACUGGAGCACUUGGAACGGGAGCGGCGGGCACGGGAACCCUGGUCUUUGGAACGAGAGCUGCAGGGGCGAGAACCUGCUCGCAAGAGGCGAGUAAUGGAAGACGGACGCCAUAUAGACCACUCCCCUGACAGCACUGACAGGACAGUAAGACGUAGGCGUGCCUCUCCAGAUGCUAGUCCUGGAGGUAGCAGUAGAGAUGGAGGGCGCUUCAGUGACUCAGAGCGACCUCUGCGGGGGGAGAGGCCCUCCCCUCCCCGAGAACAUCACAGCCUCGAAAGAGGCGGGGCCGAGCGGAGACUCAAAAGCCAGAGUCUUGCUGAAAAGGGACCUUCAAGCAGCAGUGUUUCAGCAGUUGGAGAGCGUAAACGCAAAGCAGGCGAGGGUGGCAAGGUGCCAGCCAAGAGAGAGCGUACUGAGAGCACCAAGGGAGGCCAGACGUCUAAAGCAGACAGCACUAAACUCAGUCUGGCUUGGCAAGGCAUGCUGUUGCUUAAAAACAGCAAUUUCCCAGCCAAUAUGCACCUGCUGGAGGGUGAUCACAGCGUAGCCAGCGACCUGCUCAUCGAUGGCACAACAGGGAGACAAGUGAGCGAGCUAAAGAUCACCCAGCGUCUUCGUCUGGACCAGCCCAAGCUGGACGAGGUGUCCCGGCGCAUCAAGGUGGCGGGUCCGGGUGGCUACGCCAUCCUAAUGGCAGUUCCUGGGACCACAGAGGAUACAUCGUCAUCUGACCCUUCAGCCUCAACUCAGCGCCCACUUCGCAACCUGGUGUCCUACCUCAACCAAAAGCAAGCAGCAGGAGUCAUCAGCCUACCUGUGGGGGGGAGCCGAGAUAAAGACAACGCAGGGGUUCUUCAUGCUUUCCCUCCUUGUGAUUUCUCCCAGCAGUUCCUGGAUUCCUCUGCUAAAGCUCUGGCUAAAAGUGAAGAGGACUAUUUGGUCAUGAUUGUUGUUCGUGGAGCAUCCUGAAAAAAAUCAGAACACACAAAGUUCAAAUGAUGUUAAAAAAAAAAAAUCUGCUGUAUGUCAGUAACUAUUGCAUGCUGUGUGUUCUGCAUUCUGGGGUUACACUAGUAUGAUUCUUGAGUGUUUGUAUGUUGCCAUGUAAUCUACUAAAUGGACAAACAGUGCCCUCUUACCAAACUAAAACAGUGUGUGUUUUUGAAAUUAUUUUAAAGGGUGUGUGAAUUGCUUACAAGGUCAUAAACCGGCAAUAAUUUAGUGAGAAUACUGUAAGACAGUAAAAUAAGAGGUGAAUUUGUUAAAUUGAAUUUCAGUGUCAUUCAAGAAGAGAUUAGUCAUAUUCAGAGCUACUUUUAAUUUCCUUACUCAACUUUGAAAAAAGAUGGCAAUGGAAUGCAGGGGACACAAUAACAGUUCCAUUACAAGAAAACCACACACAAUACCUUGUAGUCUGUUCUAACACUGAAGCUACAUCUCUGUUACACAAUGUUAACAUCUGAAAAUGAUACCAUAUACUUUAAACAUUAGAUUUGUUUCUGGUCUAUUACACUCUGUUAACUCAGUCACACCAUAUUUGUGUUGUUAUUGUGUCUACCUCCUCAUCUUAUUCAAAGUUUGAAUUACAGUGCAAUAACAAUUCUACUAUAAUCACUGUUUGAUGGAUAGUCAAGAAAAGUGAGCAUGGCAUUUCUGAUUUGAGGGUUCCAGUAAAGGUGUAUUGAACGAGUUGGUACUGCAGCUACUAAGAUCAUCUUUUUUUUAAGAGUGGAUCUUUGUUCCAUUUUAAAGGUCAGGGCAUGCUGUAAAACUUUUCUUCAGCACACCAUACUUCAUUUGUUUGUGGCUUGCCUCCCUUAAGUAUCCAACCAAUUGACAACAACAGAGUUUGUCAAAUGGGGUGCGGUGUGUUGAAGGAGAGUUGUACGUGAUGCUUGAAUUUUGAUGGGAUUUUCUUGCCCGAUUGUUGCACCUGUGUGUGUUCUUAAAGCCGGGAAAACAUUGUGAAGGUUACUAGUAAAGAGGGCACAAGUUGAACGUCAGACAUUUCAGUUACCCUGGUUAAAAGCACAUUUUUAAGAGUUAUAAUUUACCUCCAGGCUUAUGGUUUGAAUUUGAGUGUAUCUCAAUUAAUGUGUUCCUCAAUACUUGAACACCAAAUUACAAAUUAGAGAAUGAUUUCAGUGUCAACUUUAGUGUUAUUCAGACUCUGUGGUAUGCUGAACACUAUAAGAUGUGACCUUUUUUUUUUGCCAGACACCCCAUAACAGUAAGCAUAGCAUAGUAAAGCAAACACUAACAUGUUUUUCAUAUUUCCACUCCAUAUUUUAUUUUGUGCAUCCCUACCUUAGAAAUGGUUGUGUAAUGUGACUUUUGAAAAACAGCAGUAGAAAUUGAUAAAAGGCUUAGAGAGUAAUGUGUUGUUUCAUUUAUUGCUCUGCAAUCGGUAGGUCUUUCAAGAAAAAUAAUAAUCAGUAUCAGUAAAAUGUCAGUUCAAAGUAACACAAACCUGGUAUUUGUUCAGUAAGUAGGUCAGUGUAACUUAAAGUUUUAGAUUUACUAUAACAGUAAAUGUUUGAAUUUAAUUGUAAAAGUUUUGAUCAGAUGAUAUUUUACUCAUGUCUGCCAACGUCUUCUCAAGGCCUACUUACCGUAUUUUGUUUUAGCUGUUUAUGUUUGACAUGCAACAGUAACUUAUCCAGAAUUAUAAUAUGCUGAGUUUGGUUUGAUAUGUGUUGAAAACAUCAGUAUGUCAGAAAUUGUUCUAUAUGUGGACACCGCAACCACUUCAACGUUGGACUCCCGAGCAGCCCUGAAGGCAGAGCUGCAAACUUCUGCAGAGUGUUUGUGAGUCCUCUCUUAUGAGGCAGCUUUUUAGUUGUGUAUCCCAUCUGCACCUGUGAUGACUUCUGUUUUAUAUGGAAAAUUGAGCAAUGUACACUUUGAUGUCGUGGGAGAGGAAAAUCCAUAGAGCCCAUGCGAAGCUGUUCACAUACCUGCAAGUGCUUUUGGGCACUUAAUGUGACCGAUUAUCAAUAAAUUGUUCAUUUGAAGGGAAA